Motacilla alba alba is the source of this 1340-nucleotide messenger RNA. RefSeq names its product ADP-ribosylserine hydrolase (gene ADPRS). Lineage: Eukaryota; Metazoa; Chordata; Aves; Passeriformes; Motacillidae. Bases 16 to 1128 code for a protein of 370 amino acids. The record is from RefSeq and is a predicted model, not a curated record. The transcript is spliced from 6 exons. Gene Ontology annotation, cellular component: mitochondrion; nucleus.
GCCGCGCGCGGCAAGAUGGCGGCGGCGGGUCCGGCCUCCAGCGCCGGGCGGCUCCCGGCUCGUUCCCGGCCCGGCCUCGCUCGGUUCCGGGGCUGCUUGGCCGGGGCGUUGUUGGGGGAUUGCCUGGGAGCUGUUUUCGAAGGCAGGAGCGUCGUGAAGCUGCCGGAGCUGUUGAGUUUCCUCAAAGGGCUGGAACCCGCGCCGCCUGAGGAGGGAGGGGAGGCGGCGGGGAGCGCACGUGGAGAGUCGCUGCCCUACACGGACGACACGGCCAUGAGCAGGUCGGUGGUGCAGUCGCUGCUGGCCAAGCAGGAGUUCGAUGAGGUUGACAUGGCCAAGAGGUUUGCUGAGGAGUACAAGAAGGAGCCCAACAGGGGCUACGGGAUGGCCGUGGUCAAUGUCUUCAAGAAGCUCCUGAGCCCCAAGUGCAGCGACGUGUUUGAGCCCGCGAGAGCCCAGUUCAACGGCAAGGGCUCCUACGGGAACGGCGGCGCCAUGAGGGUGGCCGGCAUCCCCCUCGUCUACUCCGACAUCCAGGAUGUCAAGAAGUUUGCGAAGCUGAGCGCGGAGCUGACCCACGCCAACUCCCUGGGCUACAAUGGGGCCAUCCUGCAGGCCCUGGCCGUGCACCUGGCGUUGCAGGAAGGGCUCAGCAGGGAAACCUUCCUGGAGCAGCUCAUCAGCCACAUGGAGCACGUGGAGGCAGAUGACAAGUCUCUCAGUGAUGCCCGAGUGCUGGGAUUUGAGGAUUUACCCUUUUCCAGGCGUCUCAAGAAAAUCAAGGAAUUUUUGGAGCUCAGCAGUGUUCCCAAAGCAGAUGUAUUGUUUGAGUUGGGCAAUGGCAUCGCCGCGCUGCGCUCCGUCCCCACCGCCAUUUACUCCUUCCUGCGCUGCAUGGACGCUGAUCCUGACAUCCCUGAGCACUACAACGCCCUGCAGAGAACCAUCAUCUACUGCAUCUCCCUGGGGGGGGACACGGACACCAUCGCCACCAUGGCGGGGGCCAUCGCCGGCGCCUAUUACGGGGAGGAGCAGGUGCCCCCGAGCUGGGAGCAGAGCUGCGAGGCUUUCCAGGAGACCCAGAGGAUGGCCAAGAGCCUCUAUGAACUCUACUGCCAGCGGCUCUGAGCUCCAGGGCUUUCCUGAAGGCAGAGGGAUGGUCAGCUCUGCUUCCCUGGUCAGACCCAGCGGUGGAUCCGCGCCAGCGAGCCUCACCUGGGAAGGGUGCCUGCUGCUGUCAGCUGGGGGCUGGAGCCAGCCUGGAAAGGAGGGGACAUCCCCUUCAGUCACAGAUCAGCUGGGAACUGGCUGCACUUGGACUGUGGCUGCAGCUCCCCGAG